Molecule: messenger RNA, 7096 nt
Organism: Pygocentrus nattereri (red-bellied piranha)
Lineage: Eukaryota; Metazoa; Chordata; Actinopteri; Characiformes; Serrasalmidae
Gene: taok1b
Product: TAO kinase 1b
Exons: 20
Coding region: 765-3851 (1028 amino acids)
Biological process (GO): protein phosphorylation; execution phase of apoptosis
Molecular function (GO): ATP binding; protein kinase activity
Source: RefSeq, a predicted model, not a curated record
UUCUUGGGUUUCGUCCCUGGCGGUGGGAGACGGCACUGCAGGCAGAGAAAGUGAGGAAGGCUGUGGAAAUCACUGCCCGGCCACAGACAGCAUUCACACAUUCGCCACGCACGAAGAACUCGUAUGGCCAGGGCGACUUCAGCCUCCGUGGAUCGCGGCAGCGCCGUUUGGAUGGUUUCAGAGAGUUUAUGACGGUGUUGUUAGAGAGCUAGCCUCAGUUUCACUCGUGUUUGUCACGGAGGAGAGGAGGUGAAAACUACCCGCCGCCAUCUUUUGGAAGUGACUGGGAGUGGGGAGUUAGCUUUUAAAGCUAUAACAUUCAUUGGCCAGGCUUUGGGCCUCAGCUGCUCGUCAUAUUUGCUUAUGAAUCACCAACCUGCAGACAUAACCAACACUAACGGUUCCGGAUAAUCUAAAUCAAACGACUCGGCAAUGCCACAGGGACUGUCGCGGUCCUGAAGGAAUAAACACGUCCAGAUUUGAGUCCAAAUCUGUGCUCCACUCUCUCAGCGCCCAGCUGCUUUCACCCUGUCCCUCCCCCAGCACAGCUGUGUGGGCUAGUUAGCCAGAUAGCCAAGUUAGCAGCCUAGCUAAGAUUUCUUCUGUCCGGAGUCCUGCUCUUCUCAAAAAAACUGGCCGUUUGGACAGGUCCCUAUGCGUACACUGCCUCCCUCUGGCAGAUGAGUCAUCAGCGGGGGCUUGCGCGUCGCAGUCGCACGGCCAGAUAGUCCCCUGCGAGCGCGGCUGCCUCCCGGGCUCGCAGCAUGCCCUCCACCAACCGGGCAGGGAGCCUAAAGGACCCCGAAAUUGCAGAGCUCUUCUUUAAAGAGGACCCUGAGAAGCUCUUCUCUGACCUGCGUGAGAUCGGACAUGGCAGCUUUGGAGCUGUGUAUUUCGCACGUGAUGUGCGAACUGCAGAGGUGGUGGCCAUUAAGAAGAUGUCCUACAGUGGAAAACAGUCCAAUGAGAAAUGGCAAGAUAUAAUUAAAGAAGUAAAAUUCCUUCAGAGAAUACAGCACCCAAACAGCAUAGAAUAUAAAGGAUGCUAUCUACGGGAACACACAGCAUGGCUCGUGAUGGAAUACUGUUUGGGUUCAGCCUCCGACCUCCUUGAAGUUCACAAAAAGCCCCUUCAGGAAAUGGAGAUUGCAGCUAUCACCCAUGGUGCUUUGCAGGGGCUUGCCUACCUUCAUUCUCAUAACAUGAUUCACAGGGAUAUCAAAGCUGGGAACAUCCUGCUGACCGAGCCUGGACAGGUCAAACUGGCAGACUUUGGCUCUGCCUCCAUCGCCUCUCCAGCCAAUUCCUUUGUGGGCACGCCAUAUUGGAUGGCCCCAGAGGUGAUUCUGGCCAUGGAUGAGGGACAAUAUGAUGGAAAAGUGGAUGUCUGGUCCCUUGGGAUCACUUGUAUAGAACUAGCUGAGAGGAAGCCCCCACUGUUCAAUAUGAAUGCGAUGAGUGCCUUAUACCAUAUAGCGCAGAAUGAGAGUCCAACUCUGCAGUCUAGUGAAUGGACGGAUUACUUUAGAAACUUUGUUGACUCUUGCCUUCAGAAAAUCCCACAGGACAGACCGCACUCAGAAGACCUGCUGCAGCAUGCCUUUGUUCAACGUGAGAGGCCAGAGACUGUCCUGAUUGACCUGAUCAUGCGGACCAAGGAUGCCGUCCGAGAGCUGGACAACCUACAGUAUCGCAAGAUGAAGAAGAUUCUUUUUCAGGAGGCCCACAAUGGGCCUGCCGUCGAGCCCCAGGAGGGAGAUGAGGAGCCGGAGCAUGGUCCUGGGCGUACAGGCACAGUGAACAGUGUGGGCAGUAACCAGUCCAUCCCCAGCAUGUCCAUCAGUGCCAGUUCUCAGAGCAGCUCAGUCAACAGCCUGCCUGAUGCUGCAGACGACAAGAGUGAGCUGGAUCUGUUGGAGGGAGACCACACAGUCAUGUCUAACAGCUCCGUCAUACACCUCAAACCUGAGGAAGAAGAAGUUUACCGUGAUGACUCAGAGGCAUGCAGUCGUCCCUCGGAGGCUUCAGCAGCUCCAGCGCAACCACCCCAGCGCAAACAUCACCGCAACCGUGAGCACUUUGCAACCAUCCGCACAGCGUCAUUGGUAACAAGGCAGAUGCAAGAGCACGAGCAAGACUCUGAGCUGAGGGAGCAGAUGUCCGGCUAUAAGCGAAUGAGACGGCAGCACCAGAAGCACCUGAUGGCCUUGGAGAACAAACUGAAGGCUGAGAUGGACGAGCACCGGCUGAGGCUGGACAAAGAGCUGGAAACCCAGAGGAAUAGUUUUGCUGCCGAGUUGGAGAAACUGGUCAAGAAGCACCAAGCAGCAAUGGAGAAAGAUGCCAAGUCAUUUGCCAAUGAUGAGAAGAAGUUCCAGCAGCACAUCCAGGUUCAGCAGAAGAAAGAGUUGAGCAGCUUCCUUGAAUCCCAGAAACGAGAGUACAAGCUACGCAAGGAGCAACUGAAAGAGGAGCUGAAUGAGAACCAGUCCACACCUAAGAAGGAGAAGCAGGAGUGGCUAUCAAAGCAGAAGGAGAACUUCCAGCACUUCCAAGCUGAGGAGGAGGCCAACCUACUCCGUAGACAGCGGCAAUAUCUGGAGCUGGAGUGCCGGCGCUUCAAACGCCGCAUCCUCAUCGCCAGACACAACGUGGAGCAGGACCUCGUUCGAGAAGAACUGAAUAAGCGUCAGACACAGAAGGACCUGGAGCAUGCCAUGCUGCUGCGGCACCACGAGUCCAUGCAGGAGCUGGAGGUGAGGCAACUGGGCACCAUCCAUAAGAUGAGGACUGAGCUCAUCCGCCUGCAGCACCAGACUGAGCUCACCAACCAGCUGGAGUACAACAAACGCAGGGAGAGAGAACUGCGCCGCAAGCAUGUGAUGGAGGUCCGCCAGCAGCCUAAGAGCCUGAAGUCCAAGGAGCUGCAGAUCAAAAAACAGUUUCAGGACACAUGUAAAAUCCAGACACGGCAGUACAAGGCCCUGCGGAACCACCUACUGGAGACCACACCCAAGUCAGACCACAAGGCUGUGUUAAAGAGACUCAAAGAGGAGCAGACACGCAAACUGGCCAUCCUUGCUGAGCAGUAUGACCAUUCUAUCAAUGACAUGCUCUCCACACAGGCUUUGCGGUUGGAUGAGGCCCAGGAGGCUGAGUGCCAGGUGCUGAAGAUGCAGCUGCAGCAGGAGCUGGAGCUGCUGAACGCGUAUCAGAGCAAGAUCAAGAUGCAGACAGAUGCUCAGCAUGACCGCGAGAGGAAAGAGCUGGAGCAGAGAGUCUCACUGCGCAGAGCCCUCCUAGAACAGAAGAUAGAGGAGGAGAUGCUGGCCCUGCAGAACGAGCGUUCAGAGAGGAUUCGCAGCCUGCUGGAGCGCCAGGCCCGUGAGAUUGAAGCGUUUGACUCGGAGAGUAUGCGUCUGGGCUUUAGCAACAUGGUGCUCUCCAACCUGGCCUCUUCUGAUGGCCACAGCCACAGCUUCCCAGGGGCCCCUGGGGGGUGGGGCUCUCAUCACGGGGCCAGCUCCCAGGGGCCGCACUGGGGAAGCGGUGGUUCUGGGGUAGGGGGGCAUCAUGGCAGCCAGCACGGCCACCACCACCAUCACCACCCUAGUCAGAGCGGCUCCAUCCAGCAGCCCUGGGGCCAUGGCUUGCCUUCUGGCGGGCCCCCUCCCUGGGGUCACCACAGCUCUGGGGGUAGCCAGCGUUCAAGUGGUAGUGGUGGGGGUGCAAGAAACAGCCCCCAGGCAGUGCGCCGGACCUCAUCGGGAGGCCGUAGUGACCAGGGGAUGAGCAGGAGCGCCAGCAUCGCCUCUCAGAUCUCCAACGGCUCACACCUGUCCUACACGUAAGACCGCCCACGCUCUGCCCACUACAUCCCGCCUCACACUGUUCCACAAUGCCACAGGAGAAGGGGACAGGGGUGCAUCAUAGUGGAGGGUGCAAGAAGGGAAUCUGAGCCCUGAGUGUCAUCUACUCUCUUUCUCUUCCUAUUCAAUGUUUUGUUAUUUCCCUAAUUUUCAAAAUACCCAUCUGAAUUUUUUGCACCUUAUAUGUAAGGACAUAUGGUUUUAAGGUCCCGGUUAUGAAUGAGAAAAGAUCCACAGAAUGUUUUUUGCACUUUGUGAAGCACAGCAAAGCUUCAAAAGUCAUUUUAGUGGUGCAUUAAAACUGAGUGGAACAGAAUGGAAGUAUGUGAAUGUGUUGGGUGCCGUUGCCUCAGUAUGUUGAGCAUUUAUUUUAUGCUGUUUGGGCUUACUGCAGUACAUUUCCUGACAGGAAGGGUUUUUGUAUGUAAAUCUGUCAUGGGUUUUAUCAUGAUCUUGUUUGCAGGUUAAUGCUUGAGUUCACCAUAAGAGAAUUGUACAGUCUGUGUGUGUUGUCAUAAAAAACUUUGCAGUACAUAUGGUGGUGUUCAGAUAGAACUGUUUUUAAUAUUGGCAUACUUUUAGUAGAAGAGGCACAGGAGCCACAGGAUGUGGACAGAGAUAGGAAUCAUUUAUGACUUGUAAAGCCAGUCAUUUUUUUUGGAAAUCAGUCUGUUUCCAUUAUGGCACAUAAUUAAAACAGCUUUAGAAUGCACUUGAUUUUAUUCUUUUUUCAUUAAUGCUGUGCCAUGAGUGAAAUUAUUAACAACUUUGGUUUGUUUUAAAACACUAAGCACUAAUAUUCUGAAACAUUGUUAAAUAGGUUAUUAGAUGUUCGUGUUUUGUUUUGUCAUCUGGACUUUUUUUUACUGUUUACAAUGCUGUGAGAAUCCCAGAAAAAUUUGGCAGUGAUAUUCUUGUUUCUAUGUAUUUUGCCAGAUUUGGUAGUCUUGAGCUGUUGUUACCAAAGUUCCUACACAGUGCUGAUUUUUAAUUAUAAGGCCAGGAUUGAUCAAAAUUGUCAAGGGACUGUUUCUUUUAACAGUUUAUCUUUCCAUGUUGUCUCUGUAUCAGGUUGCUUAUGGGUCCAGGUAGCCAAAAAAGGAAUUGUAAGUGUGAACGCAGAACAAGAGAUGGGUUUUUCAGUUUGCUUUGGGAAGUCUGAAUGUAAUUAUACUGACAUUGGAGAUGGAUAAACCUGGUAUAAGUAAAGUUAAAUGGGUACAGAAAGGAAGAAGUCAGGAGGAUGGAAGGAUGGACCCAUGUGUUUAAACGUCAGUGUUUAGCGAGGUGUGUAAGGGAAUUUGAGAAGUAGGGUUUUGUCUUUGACUGCACAAAUGGAAUGUCAGGAAAACAUUGUGACCUGUGUAAAUAUGUAUGUAUGAAUGGAUGUGUGGGUGACAUGAAAUACUUCCCUCUGUGAUAAAGAGAGGGUUAUGGAAAAACUGAUAUCAGUCAAAUAUCAGAUUUAUAUUUAGAAUGCCAAAGUUAACACUCAUCCCAGCUAUGCACAAGGAAACUUUUAUUAUGUGCAGUGAAACAGACCAAAAGGCCAUUAUCUCAGUCAUUUUGUCCGCUGUUCGUUUACCCCUUUAUCUCUUCGACCUCUGAUGCUCCCCCUUGCCCCUUCCCCAGGCUUGGCAUCAGGGCAGAAUGUGUGGGUUUGGGGGUGGGAAGGUAAGUUUUGGGCAGGCUUGUGACCGCUGAAUGUUCUUGCUGGGGUGAGUGGGUGCCGCUGCUGUCGCCCCUGCAAUGCCUUUGUCACUUUCAUGCCCAUCCCAGAGUUUCGGCAUCUACCGCCCAACAGCCUCCCUCAACCGAGCAUUUAUAAUGAUGUGUACAAAAGUGAUAAAAGAAGAAAAAAUUAAAGGUCAGAAAAGCCUAUAUAACAGUGUGAUAUGUUAAAGAGAUAUAGUGAGAAGACAGCUUUAAGUGGGAUGUAUAGGAAACAUUUGUGUAUAUUGUACAUUUAGAAAAUUUAAAAAAAAAGGAAUUAUAAAAUUAUGAAAGAUAAACCCAACUAGUUAAAGAAAAAAUAACUGCUUGAAUGUGAAGACAAAAAGAAAAAAAAACAGCUUGAUUUCUAAUUUUAUUUAAAGAAAAAAUAUCAGGCAAAGUCUCACAGGGAUUAAGCACAGCUAAAAACACCUUUGAUUCACUUCACACCUCCCCAUCCUAAUUAGAAUUUUCCCUCCACUGACAGUGUUGCUAUUCACUGCAUGUCUAUCUGGAUCCUGUCCCUCCUAUUUUCUUUUGUUCUCUCAUAGUCAGUGGCCACAGAGAGAUCUGUGAAGUUUACUUUUAUCACAUUUCUUAAGGGGUUUUUAUCUCAUUCAGAAUGAGAUGAAGCCAUAACUGCCAUCAAGGUUGUCAAAUAAUUUUGACUUUUUUGAUCUCUGCUGAGAAUGAAGUGUCCCAAGCUCUAAAUGCUUAAGUGUCUAUGCUGUCAUCUAUAAACUAGCUUGGUACAUGUUAUUUGAUGUGUGCAUGGCAUCACUGAUUACACAGAGAUGCCAUUAAGAUCAACCUCUAACUAGCCUAUAUCGCAAGCCAACUGAGCCAUUAUUCUUUCAGGCUUCAAAGGACCUGGGCCAAAAAAAGAAACUAAACUAACCUUGGCGUUCAGAUGCAACAUGCCAAAAUCAUUUAGCCACCUCGGUGCUGUGUUUGUAUCAGCAGAGUGGCCAUAGACAUAAAAAUCUUACAAAUGUUACACAAGAGUUUCAUCUGUUUAUUACGCCAGGCCUUUUAAGAAAGGCCAGUCACCGUUCUAAGAAGGUCCAUCCUGCCUGAGUGCUGGAGCUGGACUUUGCAGUAUGUUUAUAACAAGAGAGGAGGUGUGCCCCCUUGUAGAAGUGCAAUCCAUACAGUGUCACAUUGGAGCCCUUAUUAUACCCAUGUUUUAAUGAACCUUUUCAAAAGUGUGAGAACAAGGGGAACGGGCAAUAACAAAGCAAGGGGAACUUCUCUGUACAGUGUGUUUACCAGUAUUCCUUCAAAUGCUUUAUUUUAAUGGUCAUUGUUUCCUUUUUUCCUGCUUCAACAUUACCAUAACAAUCCAUAUAUAACCUGUAUUAAAAUGUAUAGAUUGUGAAAAGCUGAAUGUUGGAGAGAUUACAUCAAAUGUAUGGCUAUUCAUAACAAGAAAAAAAAAAAGAAUUAAAAUGUAAACAAAAAAUUCUGAAACCGUUAGGGGACAAAUGUUUUGUUUGUAAUUACUCCUUUUGUUG